Messenger RNA from Kickxella alabastrina, 3435 nucleotides. RefSeq names its product E1-E2 ATPase-domain-containing protein. The coding region runs from base 1 to 3435 and encodes 1144 amino acids. The transcript has 2 exons. Gene Ontology annotation, molecular function: ATP binding; ATP hydrolysis activity; P-type divalent copper transporter activity. NCBI's taxonomy places the organism in Eukaryota, Fungi, Kickxellomycota, Kickxellomycetes, Kickxellales, Kickxellaceae. Gene Ontology annotation, biological process: monoatomic cation transport; copper ion homeostasis. The record is from RefSeq and is a predicted model, not a curated record. Gene Ontology annotation, cellular component: membrane.
AUGUCGUCGGUCAGCUGCAAGCAGACAUGGUCGGUGGUCGGAAUGACCUGCCACUCAUGCGUAAAGUCAAUAGAAGGCGUGCUCUCCGACCUCUCAGGUCUCAUCUCCAUCACAGUAUCGCUUGAAGCCAACCAGGCCACAGCACACUACAACCCACACGUACUCUCAGCCGAGCAAAUAACCGAAGCCAUCGAAGACUGCGGCUUCGACGCCGCUGUACUGCCCGGGACCCUGCAGCACCGUAGCAUAAUGGGAGUGCGCGGCAUGACGUGCCAAUCAUGCGUGCGCAGUAUCGAAGAUGUCCUAGGUGGCACGAACGGCGUAAAGUCCGUCAGUGUGUCGCUGGACACAGAGUCCGCCGUGGUCGAGUGGGACCCGCUUGUGCUUUCGCAGGCCCAGGUCGCCCAGGUCAUUGAGGACUGCGGCUUUGAUGUUGCUUUCACGCCUGCUGGCGAUGCGUACUCGUUUUCGAGCGCAAAAUCCGGCGAAACUCUGCUGGACGGCCAGGCCAACGACGGAACCACGGCGCUGCAGCUGGAAGUCCACGGCAUGACAUGCUCGUCCUGCGUGGCGCUGAUCGAGCGCGCGCUGGGCAAGCGGCAAGGCAUCACGGGCAUUAGCGUGUCAUUGCUGGCGCAGCGCGCCACCGUGCACUUUGAUCCAGCCGUGGUUUCCGAUAGUAGCAUUGUUGGGUGGAUCACGGAGCUGGGCUUUGACGCAAAGGUGCUGGACGCCGAGGCGCGCGUGGCCAAGGCCAGCCUGAACGUCUACGGCAUGACGUGCGCGUCAUGCGUGGCGCUGAUCGAGCGCACAGUGCGCAAAGAGCCUGGCGUUGUCUCGGUGGCGGUCAGCCUGGCGCUAGAGACCGCGGCCAUCGAGUAUCGCCCGGCGCAGGUGGGCGUGCGGCGGCUCGUGGCGGUGGUCGAGGCGGCCGGGUUCGACGUUCUGGUGGCCGACCUUGCGCAGAACAACACGCAGCUGGAGUCUCUGCAGCGCACCAAGGACAUUCUGGCGUGGCGGCGGCGGUUCUGGCAGUCACUGUGGUUCUCGCUCCCGGUCAUUCUGCUGGCCAAAGUGGCGCCACACAUCGGUGGGCUGGCCAAGAUCAUCUCCUGGCAGGUGGUCACCGGGCUGCCGCUCGGCAUGCUCUGCCAGCUGCUGCUGACCACGCCGCUGCAGUUCUACGUCGGCGCGCGGUUCUACGAAAACGCAUUCAAGGCGCUGCGCCACGGCAACGCCAACAUGGACGUGCUUGUGACCACGGGCACGUCGUCGGCGUACUUCUUCUCGUUGUUUAUGCUGAUGUGGUCGGUGUUCCACGGCAAGCACCCGCGGCCGCACUGCUUCUUCGAGGCGCCCGCUAUGCUGAUCACCUUUGUGUCGCUCGGCCGCUACCUCGAGAACGUUGCCAAGGGCAAUGCGUCGGCUGCGCUAUCGACGCUGAUGACGCUGACGCCGGCGCAGGCCACUCUGGUGGUGCGCAGCGGCGAUGGUGAUGAGGAGGAGGAGCGGCGCAUUGCGACGGAGCUGAUCCAGACCGGCGACCUGCUGCGCGUCUUCCCGGGCGAGCGCGUGCCGGCGGACGGCACAGUAAUAUCGGGCGAGUCAACCAUCGACGAGUCAACAGUGACAGGCGAGGCGCUGCCCGUGCGCAAGCGCGUUGGCAUGCAGGUUGUCGCCGGCACAGUCAACGGCACGGGCUCGUUCACGAUGGAGGCGGCACGCGUCGGUGCCGACACGACGCUGGCACAGAUCGUGCAGCUGGUCGAGGCGGCCCAGACAGCCAAGGCGCCGAUCCAGGCGUACGCCGACCGCGUCGCCCAGUAUUUUGCGCCGGCCGUGCUGGCGCUAGCGCUGACGACAUUGGUCGGGUGGACGGUGGUGGCGUACUCGGCGCUGCCCAAGCCGGCAAUGUUCGAGGCCGAAGCGCAGGAGACGGGCAGCUACAUGGUCGGGUGCCUGAAGCUGGCUGUGGCCGUGGUGGUUGUCGCAUGCCCGUGUGCGCUCGGCCUGAGCACGCCGACGGCUGUCAUGGUGGGCACUGGUGUUGGCGCGCAGAUGGGCGUGCUGAUCAAGGGCGGCGAGGCCCUGGAGGCUGCCAGCCGCAUUGACACUGUGGUUUUUGACAAAACCGGCACCCUGACUACCGGCCGCCUGGCCGUUGCCGACGUCAUGCCGGCGCCUGGUAUUCUGCCACGCGACCUGGCCCUGCUGGCCGGCGCUGCCGAGGUCGCGUCCGAGCAUCCGCUGGGCCGCGCCAUUGCCGCGUAUGCGCGCGCACUUCUCGGCCUGGGCACUGGCAAGCCGUUCCCGGCCGCCAUCGCCGACUUCGACUCGGUGCCGGGCCAGGGCGUACGCGCCCGCGUGCUGCCCGCAGCUGCUGCCGGCGGCGACGUGCUGGUGGGCAGCGCAGCCUUCCUUGAGAGCAACGGCGUUGCCGUGCCGGCUGGCUUGGUGGCGGCGCCCAAGGCUGCGCAGGAGGCGCGCGGUCGCACCGUAGUGCUGGUUGCCGUCGGCGCGCGGUACGCCGGGUGGCUGGCGCUCGCCGACGUGCUGCGCGCCGAGGCCGUGCCGGCCAUUGCCACUCUGCAGCGUAUGGGCGCGGAGUGCGUCAUGGUCACAGGCGACCAGCCAUUGACCGCACAGGCGAUUGCUGCUGAAUGCGGUAUCCGCCGCGUGUACGCUGGCGUGUCUCCGGCUGGCAAGGCUGUGGUUGUCGCGCAGCUGCAGGCUGAAAUGGCGCCGUACCGCUCCUGGCUGCUGCGCCGCUCGUGGCGCGCGCGGCGCGUGGCAAUGGUCGGCGACGGCGUCAAUGACGGCGCGGCGCUGGCGGCCGCGGAUGUGGGAAUUGCCCUGUGCUCCGGCACGGACGUGGCAAUGGAGGCCGCGUCAAUGGUGCUGAUGCGCGAGGACGUCGCUGAUGUCGUUGCAGCGCUCGACCUGGCGCGCACUAUCUUCCGCCGCAUCCAGUGGAAUUACGUGUGGGCUAGCGUAUAUAACCUUCUGGGUAUUCCACUGGCCAUGGGGCUGUUUAUGCCCCUUGGUGUUAUGCUUCCGCCGGUGUUUGCCGGCAUGGCGAUGGCCUUGAGUAGCCUGAGCGUCAUGGCUAGCUCGCUGCUGCUUAAGCUGUAUCGUAAGCCUGUGUGCCGUGCGCCGCUGUCUGGGACUCUGCCGCUGGAUGUCGCUGAUGUGCAGGUACUGGCUGCCCCCAGGGCAACUGCUGGGACGGACGGCCGCCGGACUGCCGGCCAUUUCGCCCUGGACAUGUCCGAGGUCGUCGAUGCCGAGGAUAUGUCUGGCCUGGAGAUGGUUGGCAUGGCGCCUGGCCGCGUGCACGGCGCUGCUGCUGCUGCUUCUUCUGAAGGAAGAGGGGGAUUAUUCAGACCUGGACCAUCGCGGCACGCAUACAAGCCACUGCCUCAAGAAUCGAACUAG